CGAAGCUCUUCCAAAGUUCCAACUUCCCCUACCGCUGCUUUCUCGCUGCUCCUCCCUUCUCUUCAAACUUCUCUCAGGUCGUCUCUCUUUCUCUGGCGCUCCACUGGUUCCUCAACCGGCCAUUACAUAAGGGUCAAAAAUUGAUAAUAUUUAUACAACUUAAACAGUUAAACCUGCUUGGAAGAGGGUACGAAGGCUAAUCUUAGUAUUGUGGAUGACCUGGAGAUCAGUUCUGAUAAGAAUUGAAGAAUGAGAGGAAGUGUCCUGAGUGAGGUCAUGAGGUAUCUGGGAUAUGCAAAUCUUGCUCAAUAAUAAACAGAAAUUACAGCAAAGAGAAUUAUAGUCUUGGCCCCUGGUUAUAUCAGUGAGAGAUGGCAUCAUGUAAUGCAGAAACAAGAUCAUGCAAGGAUGAGGAGGAAAGAAAAAGCUCAAGCAAUAAGCAUGGUCCUUUGAGCCAGGUUAAUGUUAUAGAUUGUAAUUAUGCAGAUAAAUUUAGUUUAAUGAGAAAUGCAUCCUUGGAUGGAGAUAUAAGUGUAGAUCCUCCAGUCAACAAUAGUUUAGGGUCAGAUGUCACGGAAUUGCAAUGUAAUUUAAAAUCAAAUUGUUCACAAACAAAGAAAGGAAAGAAGAGAAAGAAAAGGCGACAAAUUAAGCAGAAUGGCCUGAUGGACUGUCAAGGGGAUGGUUCUUCAAUAAAGGAUGAUUCUAUUGGAACAAAUUCAUGCAAUGAGUGUGGAGUUGAUACUAAUAUAAAGACAGAUUUGCAACAACUUCCAAAAUUGAGUCGGUCACAGAAGAAGAGAAUGAGAAAGAAGCAGAAGCUUAAUGCCACUGUGAUUAGUAAUGAAGCUCAUGGUCCUUGUGCAGAGUUGGACUCGGUAAAGGGAGGGGAAAAUGCUGAAAAGCUAAGUGAUUCCCCAAGAAAUCCAAGUACUGAUUUGAAGAAGAAACAUGAUAAUGAUGGAAAGCCUGGCCUUGUUGAGUCCGUUGUUGAUAUUAAUGAAAGGGCUGCCCCAUUUUCAGAAUUGAGUCGAUCACAGAAGAAGAGAAUGAGAAAGAAGCAGAAGCUUAAUGCCACUGUGAUUGAUGAUAAAGCACGUGAUUCUCUUGCAGAAUGGGAAAAUGCCGAAAAGCUAAGUGAUUCCCCAACAAAUCCGAGUGCCGAUUUGAAGAAGAAACAUGAUAAUGAUGGCAAGCCUGUCCUUGUUGAGUCCAUUGUUGAUAUUAAUAAAAGGGCAGCCCCAUUUUCAGAAUUGAGUCGAUCGCAGAAGAAGAGAACAAGAAAGAAGCUGAAGCUUAACACCACUGUGAUUAAUAAUAAAGCUCAUGGUUCUCUUGCAGAGUUGGACUCGAUAAAGGUGGGGGAAAAUGCUGAAAAGCUAAGUGACUCCUCAAGAAAUCCAAGUGCUGAUUUGAAGAAGAAACAUGAUAAUGAUGGCAAGCCUGGCCUUGUUGAAUCUGUUGUUGAUAUUAAUAAAAAGGCAGCCCCCCUUUCAGAAUUGAGUCGAUCACAGAAGAAGAGAAUGAGAAAGAAGCAGAAGCUUAACGCCACUGUGAUUAAUAAUAAAGCUCAUGGUGCUAUUGCCGAGUUGGACUCGAUAAAGGUGGGGGAAAAUACUGAAAAGCUAAGUGAUUUCCCAAGAAAUCCUAGUACUGAUUUGAAGAAGAAAAAUGAUAAUGAUGGCAAGCCUGGCCUUGUUGAGUCCGUUGUUGAUAUUAAUAAAAAGGCAGCCCUACUUUCAGAAUUGAGUCGAUCACUGAAGAAGAGGAUGAGAGAGAAGCAGAAGCUUAACGCCACUGGGAUUAAUAACAAAGCUCAUGGUCCUCUUGCAGAGUUGGACUUGACAAAGGUGGGGGGAAAUGCUUUGAUAUCUGAAAACCGAAAUGAUUCCCCAAGAAGUCCAACUGCUAGUUUGGUAAAGAAACAUGAUACUAAUGGUGGCACUGGCCUUGAUUUGGUCGAGAAGGAAAAUAUUAAAACUUAUCAGAUGAAGGGAAAAUUAAGAACCUAUCGAAGGAAGAAAAGGCGGUCCCCUGACUAUGAAGAAAAUGCAGAGCUCAUCAUGGUGGCUAGGCAAACUUCAACAAAUUCACAUGAGGUGCAUUCAUUUGAGCUAUCAAAGAAUGAGAUUGAAAGAGUACAGCCUAAGGAAAAUGAUACUUCUAUCAAGGUUGUGGAAAAUGUUUUAAGAGAGAAGACCUCUUCCAAUUGUUCAAAUGGUGGCUUUGCAUGUGUGGAAAGCAAGAAUGUAACUGGGGCAGAGAAGGAUGCUGAUUUAGAUGUUUCUGUCAAGCAGGGAAAUCUUCCUAAAGUGUCAUUCCCUUCACUAGAAGGACCUCUUGUUGGAUGUUCUGAUAAAAAGCUUCUUAUCCUUGAUAUUAAUGGACUUCUAGCUGAUUUUGUUCCAUAUUGUUCUAAUGCAUAUACGGCUGAUGUGAUAAUAUCCAGGAAAUCAGUUUUCAAGAGGCCCUUCUGUGAUGAUUUUCUGCAGUUUUGCUUUGACAAAUUUAAUGUUGGUGUAUGGUCCUCUAGAACCAAGAAAAAUUUGGACAAGGCAAUUGAUUUUCUCAUGAAAGAUUCUAGACAUAAGUUGCUUUUUUGUUGGCAUCAAUCCCACUGUACUAAAACCGGAUUCACCACUGUUGAGAAUAAGAGCAAACCCCUAGUUUUGAAGGAAUUAAGAAAACUAUGGGACAAACUUGAGCCCGGUCUUCCAUGGAAUAUGGGGGAUUAUAAUGAAUCUAACACAUUAUUGUUGGAUGAUUCACCAUACAAGGCCUUGCGCAAUCCAGCGCACACUGCUGUAUUUCCCCAUUCAUACCAGUACAAGAAUACUGGAGAUUCCUCUUUAGGACCCGGAGGUGACCUUAGGGUAUAUCUCGAACGAUUAGCUGAGGCUCGAAAUGUUCAAGAAUAUGUUGCACAAAAUCCAUUUGGUCAGCGAGCCAUUACAGAAUCAAAUCCUUCCUGGGGUUUCUAUCAGAAGAUUUUAAGUGCUGACUUGUACCAAUGACAAGAUGUUGCUAGUAGACAGUAGUUAUGACACUGGGCAAUAGUGAUCGAUUUUGAAUGACCUGCAAAACACUUGCGUCUUUUGGCCCUGAGUGAUGUAAUUCAAUUUGCUUCUAAGGGCUGGAUUGAUGUUGCAGAAUGCGGUGCAUUUUUUCUCAAGUCAGUUCAGUUGCGUGGAAAACCAGAAACAUGUUUCCGGCUGAAUUAUGGAAGAUUGCUAUUGUGACUGCUGUUAUUUUGAUAACCAUGCAGAAUAGUGAUCUGGUUUUCGUCAACCUUAAGAUGAGCAACAUUUUUGUUUCUUGUGCUUUAGGCUGUUUUUUUUUUGGCCUAAUUUUUUACUCAAGAUUUAUGUAUCUUCAUUGGCAAUUAUUAGGUCUUACGGCAUGAUGUACUGCUAAGCAAACAACUCUGAAUAGAGACGAGACCAUUUUAUUGAGAAAAGGCACAAAGACAAUAACAAGAUGGAGUCUUGAAUAAAUUUCUGUUCUGCAA
Messenger RNA from Hevea brasiliensis (rubber tree), 3508 nucleotides. RefSeq lists its product as uncharacterized. Bases 372 to 3014 code for a protein of 880 amino acids. Lineage: Eukaryota; Viridiplantae; Streptophyta; Magnoliopsida; Malpighiales; Euphorbiaceae. The record is from RefSeq and is a predicted model, not a curated record. The transcript has 7 exons. Gene Ontology annotation, molecular function: phosphoprotein phosphatase activity.